CGUAGCCACGGCCGAGGCCCCCUCCUGGAGUGAGAAGGGUGCAGCGCGCCCUCUGUCCGCUUUUUGGGGUGCAGAAGCAGGGAUUUGAGACCUGCCGGGGGUUCAGCGGCGCGGAACCCGUGUUCGAGGGCGCGGGGCGAGCCGGGCGCCAUAGCGGCGGCACCCGCGUCCCGCCCUCAACUCGCUCCCCUGGCCGUCUCCGGCGCCAUGUCGGGCUUCAGCCCGGAGCUGAUCGAUUACCUGGAGGGGAAGAUCUCCUUCGAGGAGUUCGAGCGGCGGCGGGAGGAGCGCAAGAGCCGCGAGAAGGACGGUGAAAAUGCGUCUGCUGAGGAAAACAGUGAAGACAUCGAUGCUCCAUCUUCAUCCAGAAAAGCAUCUGGGAAAUCCCACAGUCAGGAUGAAACAGAGGGAGAAACUGCAGAUGGCGUCAGUAAAUCUGUUCAUCGAGUCUUUGCAUCCAUGAUUGGGGAAAAUGAAGAGGAGGACGAUGACGAAGAGGAAGAAGAAGAGGAAGAAGAAACUCCUGAGCAGCCCACAGCUGGAGAUGUUUUUGUGUUGGAGAUGGUCCUAAAUCGAGAGACCAAGAAAAUGAUGAAAGAGAGAAGACCUCGCAGCAAACUUCCUCGUGCCUUGAGAGGUCUGAUGGGAGAGGCCAAUAUCAGGUUCGCACGAGGAGAACGUGAGGAGGCUAUUCUGAUGUGCAUGGAAAUCAUUCGACAAGCUCCUCUUGCUCAUGAGCCCUUUUCCACUCUUGCCAUGAUCUAUGAAGACCAGGGUGAUAUGGAGAAGUCAUUACAGUUUGAACUGAUUGCAGCUCACUUAAAUCCUAGUGACACUGAGGAAUGGGUUAGACUGGCAGAAAUGUCACUAGAACAGGAUAACAUUAAACAGGCUGUUUUCUGCUACACAAAAGCUCUGAAGUAUGACCCAACCAACGUGCGUUAUCUAUGGGAGAGAUCAAGCCUGUACGAACAGCUGGGGGAACAUAAGAAUGCUAUGGAUGGCUACAGGCGUAUUUUGAAUCUCCUGUCUCCCUCUGAUGGAGAGCGUUUUAUGCAGUUGGCUAGAGACAUGGCAAAGAGUUAUUAUGAAGCCAAUGAUGUCACCUCUGCUAUCGAGAUAAUAGAAGAAGCCUUUAGUAAACACCAGAGUCUUGUCUCUAUGGAAGAUGUUAAUAUAGCAGCUGAAUUAUAUAUUUCCUCCAAACAGUAUGACAAAGCGCUGGCGGUUAUUACUGAUUUUGCAGGAAUUGUACUUGAAAAAAAAGUGUCAGAAAAGUGUCCUACUGAGGAGAAAAAAGAAGAUACAGCAUCAGUGGUAGAAACUCAAGAAAGCCAGGAGGAGGCAGUGACUGACAGCCAAAGUCAUCCAGUUGCUGAAUUGAGCACUGCAGCUGUGGAGAAGGUUAGCUGCUGCAUACCUGAGGGGGUUCCCAUAGAUAUCACAGUCAAGCUGAUGGUGUGUUUGGUGCACCUGAACAUCCUAGAGCCACUCAAUCCUCUCUUGACCACUCUGGUAGAACAAAAUCCAGAAGAAAUGGGUGACUUGUAUUUGGACGUUGCAGAGGCAUUUCUGGAUGUUGGCGAAUACAACUCAGCACUGCCUCUCCUGAGUGCCCUUGUCUGUUCUGAACGAUACAACUUGGCUGUUGUCUGGCUUCGGCAUGCAGAAUGCUUGAAGGCUUUGGGACACAUGGAGCGUGCUGCGGAGAGCUAUGCCAAAGUUGUUGAUCUUGCGCCGUUGCAUCUGGAUGCAAGAAUCUCACUUUCAACACUUCAGCAGCAACUGGGUCGGCCUGAAAAAGCUCUGGAGGCUCUGGAACCCAUGUAUGAUCCAGAUACACUGGCUCAGGAUGCUAAUGCUGCUCAGCAGGAAUUAAAGCUACUCCUCCAUCGUUCAACAUUGUUGUAUUCCCAAGGCAAAAUGUACGGUUACAUAGACACUUUACUUACGAUGCUGGCGAUGCUGUUGAAGGUAGCAAUGAGCAGAGCUCAGGUGUGUUUGAUAUCUAGUUCCAAAUCUGGAGAGAGACACCUCUAUCUUAUUAAGGUAUCAAGGGAUAAAAUUUCUGACAAUGAUGACCAGGAGGCAGCAAAUUGUGAUGCGAAAGCAAUUUUUGCUGUUCUCACGAGUGUUCUGACAAAGGAUGACUGGUGGAACCUCCUCCUGAAGGCUAUAUAUUCCUUGUGUGACCUCUCCCGGUACAAGGAGGCAGAGCUCCUAGUAGAUUCUUCUUUGGAAUAUUAUUCAUUUUAUGAUGAUAGACAAAAGCGCAAGGAGCUGGAAUACUUCGGGCUCUCUGCUGCAAUUCUGGACAAGAAUUUCAGAAAAGCAUACAACUAUAUCAGAAUAAUGGUAAUGGAAAAUGUCAAUAAACCUCAACUGUGGAACAUCUUCAAUCAAGUUACUAUGCAAUCUCAGGACGUCCGUCACCAUCGCUUUUGUCUCCGCUUAAUGCUGAAAAAUCCUGAUAAUCAUGCAUUGUGCGUCCUAAAUGGGCAUAAUGCAUUUGUCUCUGGCAGUUUCAAGCAUGCUCUUGGACAGUAUGUGCAAGCCUUUCGUGCAAAGCCCGAUGAACCUUUGUACAGUCUUUGUAUUGGAUUAACUUUCAUCCACAUGGCUUCUCAGAAAUAUGUGUUGAAAAGGCAUGCUCUUCUAGUACAGGGGUUUUCCUUCCUUUUCCGGUAUUUGGACCUACGUGGACCAUGUCAAGAAUCUUUCUACAACCUUGGCCGUAGUCUUCACCAGCUGGGAUUACUGCACCUGGCAAUCCACUAUUACCAAAAAGUACUUGAACUUCCUCCUCUCACCUUGGAGGGAAUAGAAACUGAUCAGACAGACUUGAGAAGAGAUACUGCCUUUAACUUGUCACUUAUUUAUCAGAGCAGUGGAAAUAUCAGAAUGGCUCAGAAGAUGUUGUAUACUUACGCAGUUGUAUGAUGAAGUUUGUGUCAGUGAAUGACUCCUGUCCCUUCACAUGAAAAAGGCUUCUCAUGUCCCAGCAAGUACAGUCCCCAGCAUUGAACUAAUGCUUAGAAAACAGAAGCCAGAGAGGUCCAGCAUACAGGUUCCCUUUGCAUUACUCUGUUUGCAAAACUGUAUAAAAUACUCAGAAUCCUAUUGUUGUUUAUGUAUGUUAUAAAAUAGACUUGACAGGUUGUUUUUGUUGUAAUUUAUUUUUUAAGAAUUGCCCUAGAAAUUGACCAGUGUUAGGGUAUUACUACAAAUUACUUUAUUUUUGACCAUAACUGCUGCUAGAACUCUGAAUUAGUUUUUUAAAUCUAGGAGGUAUGUUUUUUUAACAUUUGUGGAAAAAAAAAAAGAAAAAUACACUCAGGAUGCUUUUAAACUGUUUUCUAAAUUGUCUUUAAACACUAAAUAACAGAAAGUUCCAUUUAAAUAAACCCAGUCAAUAUGGACUGGAAAAUUCACAUUGCUAGCAAUGUUCAGAGCAAGUGUUCAGAGCGGCUGCGCUAAACAAUUCUGAGUAUCUGGAAGGAAGAGAUGCUGCUUGUCUUGAGGAAAUCACAAGUAAGUUAUCUAGAGCUUUCUGGAAUGUUUGUGGAGAAAUGAAGGUAAAUGAAGAUAGGACUUAAAUAUUGUUUAGCUAUGUCCAACUUGCAUUAAUGGUUAUAAGGCAGUCUUUAAUUAGAUUUCACACAAUUAGAUUUUACACCAUUUAAGAAAUAUGUUACAUUGCUGUAGUGCAGCAGUGACAGACAUUAGAGAAGACUGGACUUCACACAAAGAGAGAGACAGAACAGACACCAUAUAAAUGUGAACUCCCCAAUGAAAAUAAGUUUAAACAGGCACAGCCCAUGUUAAUUGUCUUGCCUAAGGAAAAAGCAAAAUGCAGAACAUGAGAUGUGUACAGAAAAUACAUAUGUUUAUCUAGAUCACUAUACAACUGUUUAGCAAUUAUUGUGUUUGAAGAAAAGAAUUACAAGAUCUCAUGUAUCAUGUGCUUUUGGUGUUUGAAUGGGUUUUAUACAGUAGUUUUCCCCAAAGCUUUUGGAAAGAAAUAUCUUGUUUUGUGCCUUUCAAAGGGAUACAGGCUUCUAAUUUAUAUUGUUCCAA
Messenger RNA from Cygnus olor (mute swan), 4077 nucleotides. RefSeq names its product general transcription factor IIIC subunit 3 (gene GTF3C3). Gene Ontology annotation, molecular function: protein binding. Lineage: Eukaryota; Metazoa; Chordata; Aves; Anseriformes; Anatidae. The transcript has 20 exons. Gene Ontology annotation, cellular component: transcription factor TFIIIC complex. Bases 208 to 2940 code for a protein of 910 amino acids. Gene Ontology annotation, biological process: transcription by RNA polymerase III. The record is from RefSeq and is a predicted model, not a curated record.